AGUAGCUCGUGUUGUCUACUUGCGGAUUCGACGAACGAGACUGUCGGUCGAAACGAGAGGCUACGAACGUAAACGAAGGGAAAGGAAAGAGAACACGAGCAGGGAACGCGAUUAUCGGGGAAGAGGCUGUGCUUGGGCUGUCAGAAAGAUGCGUGUAUGCUGGGAAUGUUGGGUGUGCGGAUGGCCAAUGCGUGGCUAAGAAUCAAGAUACUGCAUUUUUUCAAACUCAGGGAAUAAUACUGUGCAGUGACUGAUCAAUUUUAUGAAAUUUCGACCUGCGGAGAUUAAUGCCUUGCCUUCGUUGUAGACACUGUGGGACCUUUGAUGCAAGUUGGGUAGAAAUCGAGGGUUCCCACAUGAAGAUAUCGUUCCUACAUUAUUUGAAUGUAUUGGGUUAACAGCUUUACUGUGAUUAAGUGCUAGGGGCAUUAUCAGUAGUGAUUUCAGAGUUCCACAAUAUACUUGUUGAAUUAUAUGACAUGUAUACACAAACAUAAAAUGAAUAGUUGACUUGUCAUUUAUUGGGCAUUUUAUUUAUUAAAAUUUUCUUUAUGUAUAUAUUAUGUACAUACUUAAUUGAUUUAUGUAUAUACCAUAUUGAUAGUUAUUUUGUGGGUAGUAUUAAUCAUGAGCAGUUUUGAACAAUAUACAUCACAUUAAAUUGAAUUGUUAGACAACAAAUGUUUAAAAGCUACUAUAAAGUUAAAUUAUUUACCCUUCAAUAUGGAUGUUGAUUCCCCUGUUGGCUUGAAACGAUCCAGUAGUGCUCCAAUGAUAAAUGAAUUAAAUACAACAAUGACUACUGCAUCCACUUCAUCAACAACAAGGGAUUCCUCUCCUUUCAAUAUAUUUCCUGCUCAAACCAGGACAAGGAGAUUUAGUGCUAGUUUCAGUCCUGUGCAUAGCCCCAGUGGCCCAGGGCCACGCCUUACUCCCAGAGUUAGUCAGCUUAAACAAGAGGAAUGUGUGGAUGUUGUUGGCCGAGAGGCUGCUCAUGAACGUGAACUGCACACUGCAAUGCAAAUGUCUCAGUCUUGGGAGGAUCUUGCGUUAGUAGGCAACAGUCCUACACCACGAAAGGCAGACAUGGCAGAACGUACAAAUCGGGGUGUAUGUGACUUUCUGCAGUUGACUUUGCCUCAAGGUCCUCCAGUUUGUUCCUCACCAUCUCCGACUCGACUUGGUCGUCAAGGCCUCUCACCUGGUCUUCCUAUGAACUGGAAAAGCACCCUGUCUCCUAGCCCAACACGCACUUUUACACGGCGCAGCCAAAGCCCGAUUGCCAUGAGGCCAAGUUCCUUGGGGCCCGUGAAGCGCAAAUGCGAGAUGGAUGAAGACAAAGUGGAGCCAUACAUGCCACCAGCAAAGAGGCUGUCAUGCAGUGGGUUGCUUGUGGCUCAUGCUGGCCGGCCUGAUGCUGCUGCCAGUCCCCUUCCAGGUUCUCUGAGCUCUGUUGGCACUCCAGAUUCAUUGUCUAGUGCCGAUUCUCCUGGAUUUACAUUCCGGCCUGUGGACAGCCCAUCUCCAGGUCGAGGGGUCCCUGCAGGACCCACUGAUGAGCCAAUGAACGAGGAACCACCUCUCGAGACGGGCAAAACCCGCCCUGGCUUGUCGUAGUCCUUCCGCAUCCCCUGUCCUCUAGUCGCUCACUGCCUCGACCCCUGUCCCUUUGUGUGCUUUCACCUGUGCCCAAGGGCCUAUGUAUAUUUUGUACUAUAGCAUCACAUUGCGCCUGCGAUGCCAGUCUGUAUUGAACCUUCCUGCCAAUGUACACAAUAAAUUGUUGAAUGUUCAGUAUUGUUAAUGUUGUUAUUCUUGUUUCCCUAAUCAUUUGGCUUAAGUGAAAAGAAAGAUUAUACAAUUUAUUAGAGAAAGUAAAUCUUUUCACAUCGCAAAGAAUUAUAAUUUCCAACUGUUCAACUUGUGAAGUUGGAGUAUGCUAACUCUUGAAGAAAGGGUUUAGAGAAACUGUGGGAGUGAAGGAAGCAAUGACAGUUGGCAUAUCAAAUGCAGACCAGUGUUGGCAAGUUGUUUUCACACAGUUCAAAACAGUCAAUUAAUUUAUUGCUUAUUUAUUAUUUUUAAGUUCAAAAUAAAGUUUAUAGACAUAAAUAGUGUGUUGAAGAAAUA
Molecule: messenger RNA, 2130 nt
Organism: Gryllus bimaculatus (two-spotted cricket)
Lineage: Eukaryota; Metazoa; Arthropoda; Insecta; Orthoptera; Gryllidae
Source: the annotation of a GenBank genome assembly